AUGAACUUUGAACACCCGAGGCGAUCUCCGUGGUCUCUAUUCCCCGCACAACGCUCUACAAAGAUCGUUCGUGAAAAUCUUGCUCUGAGCCCUGCCGACAAAUGGAAGGACGACGUAUGGCCGAUCCGUCCGCCCACGCCCUGGGACAUCUCCACCGACUUCCCUUACCCCCGUGUGCUGGAGUAUGAUGUGCAGGAAGGCACUUGGCUGCGUCUCGACGUGAAUCCAAAAUCGGGGGACAUCAUAUUUGACAUGGCAGGUGACAUCUACUGUCUGCCAUCCGAGUCCUACAUCCGCGUCAGGGAUUCCCAGGCUCGCGCUAGCAACGUCGUCUUUGCACAUCCUGUGUUGUUAGGCGUGCCGCACGACUCUGAUCCGCACUUCUCGCCUGAGGGAGACAGGUUCGUGUUUCGAAGCGACGCGGAACUUGGUGUUGAGAACAUAUGGGUGCGCAAGUGGGUGGGAUGUGUCCUCGAGAACCUGCGACCCGAUGAGCAUGGCAUCGUCAGCGACGAAUUACGGGAGGCUUUGGCUAUGAAGGUGGAAGAUGAGUCCAUGCUGGUGAGGGGCGUCAAAGAGAACCCAGAGAGGAAGAGGAGGCGUUUGCUUCGAGAGGGUAGACAUGGAGCGCAGCGCAUAACGAAUGAGACUUACCGCUGGGUCUCGGAUGCACGUUUCCAUCCAUCUGGAUCCAAGGUAAUUGCCACGAAAUGGUACACGUCCGAACGCAGCCUUGGAGCCGGCGAAGGUUGGCAAUAUGAUGUGCCGUCUCUUAGCGGAAAUUAUCAGGUCGAAGUUGGAGCUGGUAAGAGGAUUGUUGGCAGGACGCUGCCACCAGGAUGGUCGAGUGAGGAUUAUGGGAACCAGCAGAUCGGACCGGAGCAGCUCAUUUGGAGAGGAGAGGACGCUGUAAUCUAUGCCAAGAACGUGCGAGACUCAAAUGGUGUCUUCACUUACUCAAAAGACGUUCAUAAGGGUAUAUACGCCAUAUUCUCUACGAACCUCACGACAGGCAAAACCGAGACUCUGGUCCCCGCGUUUCCGGGCGGUGCUAGUCGACCCGAGCUCUCACGAGACGGCAAGACGUUGGCUUUCGUACGCCGAAUCCGGGACAAAGAAGCUCUCGUCCUCAAAGACCUCGAAACAGGAACCCUUCACGAUGCAUGGUACGGUCUCACGUACGACCUGAGCACUGUUUCCGCCCCAAUGGGCACCUACCCCUCCUUCGCAUUCACCCCAUCCGAUGACGGCAUUAUUAUCUGGGCAGACGGGAAGAUCCACAUUGUAUACCUCUCCGUCAAUGGCCGAGGCGAAAAGGUUGCUGCAGGGGACCCUGCGAUGAUUGGCUUCACUGCGCACAUCGAGAAGCGGCUCGCGGAGACACGCAGGAGCGUGACGGACCUACUGACGCUCGAGACACAGGAGCGCCAGCGCGUGCAUGCGUUCGAAGGGCUGAAGGUCGACGCGGUUGGAGCUCGGGCGAUAUUCCAGGCUGCGGGCGUGACGUAUGUGCAGCGCGUGGGCGGAAGCCCAUCUGCAGAUGCAGAGAAGGUGCCGGUGCUUCACGCAGAUGCGCCGUACUACUCGCCGACGUUCAUUCAUGGGGCGGAUGACCUCGUGCUCCACGCGCGCUGGUCGAACAUUAACUUCACGACGCUCGAGUUCGCAAACCUCACCUCCGGCACGGCGUACGAGGUGCGCGGGCUGCCCCUCGGCCGUUACUAUUCCCCGGCAGUGUGCGAGUGCGUGGGCAACCGCCGAAAGAUCGCGUUCGUGAAAACCGCAGGCGAUGUGCUAACUGGGAAUGUCGUCGCCACCGCCAACCCUGGCAUCUACGUCGGCGACUUCACGCUCCCCAGUCCUGACUCAUCAGACAACAUCGUCGUCAUCGAGCACCUGCGUUUCGUCCCGUCCGAGAUUGAUCUCGACGACAAGCUCGACAUCAGGUUCGUGCAAAAGAACGCCAAGAUCUUGGUGCAGCAAGGCAGGAGGGCGUUCGUGGUCGACUUAGCCGCGGGACCGGACGCGUUUGGGGAGUAUGUGCACCAGGAUUUAGCUCAGGGGAAGAUGUCGACCCAGAUCGCUGUGUCGACACAGGAAGAGGCUGGCAGUGGGAAGGCGGUGAAGGCGGGGGUUGUGGCGUUCACGGAACGGUACCACGUGUAUGUCGUGUCGAAGUCGUUGCCAGAUGUCCCGGUAUGGACGAAGCCGGGGAACGCGACGAGAGGUGUCGCGAGGCUGAGCUUGGACGGCGGGCACGAUAUUGCGUGGAGUCGGGAUGGAAAGAGGCUGUUUUGGUUCCUUGGACCCUAUUUGCACUCCAUCGAGAUUUCGAAGCUGGAUCAGUGCUCAUCUGAGAUUGCUAAGGAUGGGGACACGUUCGGGAUCGCGUGCAUCGUGAAGCUACUCCAGUACCAGGAAGUACUCGUCGACUACCCCACCGACAUCCAGCGACUCAAGGAAGAAGCCCUCAUCUCCCACCGUCGAACGUCGGCUUCUUCUGCUGCGAACGCUGACGUCCUGAUCAUCGCCAAUGCGACGAUUUUGACCAUAGAGGACGAGACAGUCGCAGAGGUGCCUAUCAGGGGAGGUGCUCUUGUGACACGUGGCGGGCUUAUUGAACAAGUGGUCGAGGGUCAUAAUUUGCGUGUGCCAGAGGGCGCCACAGUCAUUGAUGCCCAGGGCGGAUUUAUUGUCCCUGGCUUUAUCGAUGUUCACGCGCACUGGGCCUCAGCUAGCGGCGAGGGGCCAUACCCAGCUUCCUCAUGGGAACACCAGGCCUUCCUCGCGUAUGGCGUCACCACCGUGCACAACCCUAGCACCGAUACAGUGAUCACGUUCGCGGAAAGGAGUCGCAUUGAAAGCGGACAGAUCAUCGGGCCUCGGGUCUUCCACACCGGCACGAUUAUCUACGGUGCUGGCAAUGCGGAGUAUCAUCAAGAUAUCGUGGACGACGCGGAGGCGUAUUCGGCGCUGCUUCGAAUCAAAGUAGAGGGAGGCCCUGCUAGCUUCUCCUACAAGAAUUAUAACCUACCAUCGCGAGCGGCUCGUCAGAGGCUUUUGCUGAAUGCUAGGAAUUUGAGCAUGCUCUGUGUCCCCGAAGGCGGAAUGAACCUAGACUGGGAUCUGACCUACAUCGUCGAUGGCAUGACGACGGUCGAACACUCAAUACCUGUUCCUAAAUUGUACGAUGACAUUUUGACGCUCUUUGCGAAAAGCGGAACGGGCUCGACGCCCACUCAUAUCGUCAAUUAUGGUGGUGCCUGGGGCGAGCAGCUGGUCUGGGCGACCGAGGAUGUACCUAAUGAUCCGAAGUUGAGAAGAUUCUUACCUCAUGAUCAUCUAGAAGACAUAUCUGAAUCUACGGCGCGGCCUUUCAACUCUUUUGCACUGUUCAACACAUCGGCUUCCACAGCUAAUAUGGUCCACAAGGGACUUCGUGCCCACAUCGGCGCUCAUGGGGAGAACCCCAUCGGGUUGAACUACCAUGCUGAAAUGUGGUUCACAAAGCAGGGGGGACUCUCCAACUACGAGGUGCUCCGUGCUGCGACAUCCGACGCUGCCGACACGCUAGGUUUGCUGCCGUCGCUUGGAUCACUCACUCCGGGAAAACUCGCCGACUUCCUGGUCUAUCCUCCCGGUUUCGAUCUACUGCAAGAUGACAUUCGCGGAUCGCGUUCUAUACGUUACGUUGCAAGAGGAGGCAGACUUUGGGACGCGGAGACGAUGCGCGAAGAGUGGCCCAACAAAGGAAGGAAGCAGGCGUUGCCUCCUUUGAAUGAGGAUUGAUUCUCGUGGUAUGCUUAUCUCCGAGAUUAUGAAUUAUUUUGGCUGCUUCGAGGAUGGGACGUUGCUCUAUCUUUUUGUCUUCCUUUCCGGGAUCCGAACAGAACAACACAAUACCAUCAAAGUCUUAACACUG
Molecule: messenger RNA, 3922 nt
Organism: Heterobasidion irregulare TC 32-1
Lineage: Eukaryota; Fungi; Basidiomycota; Agaricomycetes; Russulales; Bondarzewiaceae
Exons: 14
Coding region: 1-3789 (1262 amino acids)
Molecular function (GO): hydrolase activity, acting on carbon-nitrogen (but not peptide) bonds
Source: RefSeq, a predicted model, not a curated record